CCUGGUUGGUUCUCCAGGAAGAUGAGUCUUUUGUCUCAGUCUCAUUUUUUAGUCACUAAUCAAUAAGUAUUGUUUUCUCUAAUAUUUUCCUCCUCUCAGUGAGGAAGCUUGUUCUGAAAAUUAGAGUUAAAAAGUCCAACUCAGCCAUCAGCUCUGUACAAAUUAGUGUAACUAGGUAAAAUAUCUCCCACCCCUCCAUCUCUCAUUUAAGCUCCUUCUGCAUUUUGUGGCCUUUCUUGUCCCUUCUAUCUAAUGAAGCAGGAUGACAGACCACAGUCCUGAAAAAAACCUUGUGCGCUCACUGAACAUCAAAGAGGCCAACAUGGCGAGAGGGAAGUGAGCAAGGGGGAGAGAAGAAAAGAAAGAUCAGAAAGGUAACAUUGAGCCAGGUUAAGGAGGAUCUGGUAAGAUUUUACUCUGAAAGUUGUUGCUAUAACAGUUUUGAAAAGACACCUGACACUCUUCCUGCUGAGCAACAUCAAUUUCCCUUCUAGGUUAGCAGCUUCUCUUGCUUUCUGGUUCCUGAUCACAGGGAAUGCAAAGUGCCCUGAUGGUAGGUAGUCCUGGCUUGCAGUUCACUGGGACCCUUGCUGUGUCCACAGAAAGAGAACAUCCCUUCAGGAUCAGGACAUCCAAUCCUACAGAGCUCAGAGUUGCAGGGAUGCGAGAAGAAAAUCCCAGUGAUUCAGUAGAAGUCAUAGAUAUUUCCAUGCUACCCAGGCUGGAGUGCAGUGGCAUGAUCAUAGCUUACUUCAGCCUCAACCUCAUGGACUUGAGAAAUCCUCCUAAUUCAGCCUCCAGAGUAGCUGGGAUCACAGGCUGCUACCACAGUCAGGGGCAGCUACAGGCAUCUUCACAAUUCAAUGCUGCAACCUCAAUGCCUAGAACAACACUUGGUGCAGGCUGGAACUCAGAGGCAAAACGGUCAGCAGAUGUGGCCUCCAUCCUCUUGGCAUCCUUUUGCAAGUCAGACAAUGUGCUUUGGCUGGGACACAGCUGGACCACAGAGAUGGAGAGUCUCACUCUAUUGCCCAGGCUGGUCUUGAACUCCUGGCCUCAAGCAAUCCUCCUGCCUUGGCCUCCCAAAGCACCAGAAUUACAGGUGGGAGCCACUGCCCAGCCCAGUAAUUUGCAUUUCCAUCAGUUUCCCAGGUAGUGCUGAUGCUGCUGGUCUGGGGACCACCAUUUGGGCACCGUGGGAAUAGUGGAUAAGAGUUUAGGAUUCAAGCCAUCCUUGCUUGCUCCUUCCAGGU
Molecule: messenger RNA, 1253 nt
Organism: Callithrix jacchus (white-tufted-ear marmoset)
Lineage: Eukaryota; Metazoa; Chordata; Mammalia; Primates; Cebidae
Source: RefSeq, a predicted model, not a curated record